This is a messenger RNA of Cercospora beticola, 507 nucleotides long. RefSeq lists its product as uncharacterized. The record is from RefSeq and is a predicted model, not a curated record. Lineage: Eukaryota; Fungi; Ascomycota; Dothideomycetes; Mycosphaerellales; Mycosphaerellaceae.
AUGCCUCUCUACGAAAUCCGACACACAACGCCACUCAAUGCUGGGCAACAAGACGCUCUUGCCCAGGGCAUAACAAAAAUCCACUCGACCAAAUUCACCACGCCGAAACUUUUCGUCAACGUCUUGUUCACGCCCUUCGCUGACAAGACAUACUAUGCCGGCGGCGUCCCCGUCAAAGCAAACCACAUCAUCGCCAAUGUUCGUAGCGGCCCUUCAAGAACCAAAGCCGACUGGGACUCAUUGAGCCGCGAGAUCAUUGCCAUGUGGGAUGAUAUCGUCGGGAAAGAUGGAGGGGACGAGUUGAGGACGUUUUUCGUGCUAGGAGGCAUGGAAGGUGGGUAUGAAGCCGGGUUUCUUAUUCCAGAGGCUGGUGGUGAUCAGAAAUGGAUGGCGGACAACUGGAGUGGGUUCGAGGAGAAGGCGAGGAACGGGGAUAGGGAGUUUCGGGAUUUGAUGGCUGAGAUUAAAGAAAGAGGGUUGUUUAAAGGGGAGGCCAAUGGUCAUUGA